This is a messenger RNA of Fonsecaea multimorphosa CBS 102226, 864 nucleotides long. RefSeq lists its product as uncharacterized. Lineage: Eukaryota; Fungi; Ascomycota; Eurotiomycetes; Chaetothyriales; Herpotrichiellaceae. The record is from RefSeq and is a predicted model, not a curated record. The transcript has 2 exons. Bases 1 to 864 code for a protein of 287 amino acids.
AUGGUUAUCCGCAACGAUGAGUACUCCAUCUGGAGAACGGCACCCGAUGCAAUUCGACUAUGCUAUCAGCACUUCCUGUGGCGGGAAGUCUACAAAAGCAACAUCCACCCCUCUAUCGACCUGAGUGGCAGGUCCGACCUACGCAUAGCCGAGAUUGCCGCUGGUCACUGUCUAUGGGCUAUGCAGGUUGCCGAAGAAUAUCCUCAUGCUCAAGUGGAGGCUUCGGACAUCAGCUUGAGCCUGGCACCUCCAAAGCCUGAUCUUCCGCCAAACAUGUCUCUGAGCAAAUGGAGCUUCUUCGACCCGGUGCCUGAUAGCUGGAAAGGCGCAUUCGAUCUCGUCCACCUCAGACUUGUUAUCCAGCCUUUUGGGGGAAACCAGGAUCCCAGAGCUGUUCUACAGAAGUUGGUGUCAAUGCUGAAACCUGGAGGCUAUCUCCAGUGGGACGAGUACGACUAUUUCGACGCAGAUAAGAACAAUGUCUACUCAGCUAACGAUCCUAUUCGUAUUCCCAACCCGGAGGUCACGCACAACUCCUCGACCAAACUCUGGAAGAUCAUAAUGAAUACUUUCCAAUGGCCAACGGAGCACUUUGAUCGAUUACCAGAAUACUACGCUGAAGCAGGUCUGGAGAAUGUUGCCGCUCACAGGAAACGACCACCACCUUCCGUUUUCCGUGGAUUCUUCGAACAUUGGUAUGCGUUGGUUGCGCAAUUGCUUCCGGUGCUGGAAGCAAGGGAUAUGGAAGCCGGUCAAGAGGCACGAGAACUGGUGGCGCAAAUGAAGAAAGAUGCGAUCGUCGAUGGCGUUUACAGUGCACAUAUCACCAAGUUCGUAGUUGGGAGGAAGCCUGAAACCAGUUGA